UAUCACUUUACUAGAAACAACUUUGGCAGUAGCUUGCACUACACAAUAAAUAAAUAUCAAUAUGAGCAAAAUUUUUUUGGUUAUAAUUUUGUCCAUACAACUACUUACAGUUACAGCAUUGUACCAGGAAAGUUAUGAUGCUAACAUCUACACUGCGAUGCAAAGAAGGUUGUAUUCACGAUACUUACUGGAAGAUAAUUAUUUAAAAUUCUGUCGCCAAGAUUUGUGGUGCGUAGAGAAAGAAGAACCAAUUAAACAAAAUAAAAAGCUGAUUAUGUCAAACGACAACGAGAUGAAAGUGACCUGUAUAUAUUGCUUCAAUCCAAGAGAGACGCUUAAACCCAAAUCCGGGGUAACUCAGUUGAAAUCUGUGACACGUUUCGAACAAGUUGGUGACAAUUGCUAUCAACGUAGACAUCCGCUUAAAGUUUCAAACGGAUGCAAUUGCAGACGAAAUUGAACCAAUAACAACUUUAAAACUAUAAAAACAUGCAUAACAAAUAAAGUAAAAUUAAAAAA
This is a messenger RNA of Zophobas morio, 519 nucleotides long. RefSeq lists its product as uncharacterized. NCBI's taxonomy places the organism in Eukaryota, Metazoa, Arthropoda, Insecta, Coleoptera, Tenebrionidae. Bases 62 to 460 code for a protein of 132 amino acids. The record is from RefSeq and is a predicted model, not a curated record. The transcript is spliced from 4 exons.